Puccinia graminis f. sp. tritici CRL 75-36-700-3 is the source of this 2163-nucleotide messenger RNA. RefSeq lists its product as uncharacterized. Bases 1 to 2163 code for a protein of 720 amino acids. NCBI's taxonomy places the organism in Eukaryota, Fungi, Basidiomycota, Pucciniomycetes, Pucciniales, Pucciniaceae. The transcript has 2 exons. The record is from RefSeq and is a predicted model, not a curated record.
AUGGCUUUUUCACAAAAUCAAGAUUUGGAAGGAGCCCUACCAACAACCAACCCACCGUCAACAGGAAUAUUCUCUGGCAAUCAAAAUGGUCAAAACAUGAAUAUUGAUCCACCACCACCACCGAUGAGCCAUAAUUGCAUAAGGAAUAACAGGACGUAUGGAAUUAACCAACACACUCAAUCAGCAAACACUUCAAGCGGAAAUCGACCUGGACCAGGAGGAAACCUUGGAAAUGGAACUUACGGCAUACCCGCGGAAAGUGAAGAACCUCAAGAAAUGGACGAACCCAGGCCGAGACCUGCGGUUAUUAUCAAGGAAGCGGACCUCAAGUACGAUGGCGAAAACUUUGAGGAUUUUUUGGACAGAUUCGAACUAGCAGCAGAAAUAUACGGUGCUGGCAGCUUUGAUAAAGCACGUCAGGUGUGUAGAUUUGUGAAAAGUGAAGAAUUGAAAAAGGAAUUAGAGUCAAUGGAUGGCUAUGAUACCUGCAACUGGACAAUCUUGCGAGCUAGCAUGAUGGAACUCUGGGGAGGGGUAAUUAAGAAAAUCCGUUACACACUCAAAGACCUUUAUAAUUUAAUUGAUUUCUGCCAGAAGAAAGGCGGGGUCAAAACAAUUAAUGACUUUAAAACUUAUCAGUCAAAGUUCAUGAUGAUAACAAAGUAUUUAGUCAGAAACGAACAUAUUAAUAACGAGACCAGUGUCUCUCACCUAUUUUUCUUAGCAUUCUCAGUAGACAUACAAACCAGCAUUAACAGAGAAUUGGUCAAAGCAGACCUCAUACCCACUGGAAAGGAUGGUUAUAAUAAACCCCCUCUUUUGGCAGAUGUUAUUGAUGUGGCCGAAGAUGAAAUCCGAGCUAGAUCCAUAAAUGCAUUUGCUGCAAGUGGUUUUGCUGAAGCCAAUCACAUGAUGCAGAGGAGUCUGGAUCAGAAGAAAGGUGAUGGCAAAAAGCGUGAGAAGAUGGUAGAGGAAAAUCCUCCCGAAAUGCUGCAAAAACAGUUUGAUAACUUGGCAAAAGCCAUUGAAACACUUACUGGAAAAUUGGAAAAUCAACCAACUACAGAAUAUUCCCGUGGAAACGAACGACCAACUGGACAACUUUAUGAUCCCCGGCCCUGUGCCUACUGUCAUAGGGAAGGACAUUCAACUUACACCUGUUAUGAGGCUCAAAAGGAUGAAAAAGAAGGAAUAGUCAAGCGGGAUGGGCGUGACUUCUGUCUUCCAAAUGGCGACAAAAUCCCAUGGAAUCCUUCCAGACCAAUUCGAACUGUAGUAGCAACCAAUGCUGCUAAACCAAAACCUCAGAUCAACUCAGUUUUCAGGAUUAAUUACCCUACUUCAUCAGAAGUCAGAAGAGAAAAUCAGGAAGAAAUUGAAUAUAUAACUUCUUUCCACAAAAUUGAAUGGGAACCACCUCGAGUAGGAUCCUCCAGUGCUAAGAAAAUAAAACUUGAAUCUAAUGCAGCAACAACUCGAGCAGAAGCGCUCUGUGGACGGCGCAAACCUCCAGCCGAAAAGGACAACUCAGCAAUGGACGUAGAUCAAACCGAUGAACUUGAAGAAAUCAUACAAGACAUUCCAGCCACUCGGAAAACGCCAGGACAAAUCUCGGACCCUCAAGGAAAAUCAUCGGCGCAAAAAGGAGACAGGACAGCAGAAUCAGCACUGCUAUCAGAAUUGGACAACUUAAAAAUACCAACUACUUUUUCACAACUCACGUCAAUUUCACCAACAUAUGCUCAAGAGGUUAUCAAGAAACUCCAGAAACGACUCCCGGAACAUCAAAAUUCAAAAUUAACCUAUGUAAAAGAAAACACACUAGCCCCAAAGGUAUCAGCAUCAAUGAUUCUCAACAUGAAUGAAGAGGAUCGGGAGUAUAAUUGCUUCUACAGUUGUGCUCUAGGAUACAUUGACACUCAUAUAUAUGGAAGAAAGGUACAAUUUAUGAUUGACUCAGGUUCCAUGGUCAAUGUAAUUCCUAAGCAAGCUGCUAUUGAUCUUGACUUAGAAUUUGUUGAGGACCAGUACACCUGUUUGUCUCUCCACAAGCGCAAGACUGCAUCCUUGGAAGACCUUUCUUAUUUGAUUAUGAUUGCACACUCAAUUAUCCCGGAACUGGCGAGUUACUAUCUUUUCAAGGUGAUAGCAGACGGCGUAUAA